Messenger RNA from Monopterus albus (swamp eel), 3098 nucleotides. It is a transcript of the gene tmem135, whose product is annotated as transmembrane protein 135. NCBI's taxonomy places the organism in Eukaryota, Metazoa, Chordata, Actinopteri, Synbranchiformes, Synbranchidae. The coding region runs from base 62 to 1465 and encodes 467 amino acids. The record is from RefSeq and is a predicted model, not a curated record. The transcript is spliced from 15 exons.
GCGCUGCCGUCACAGUGAGAGCGCGCGCGCUGCUGCCUACUCCCGCUGCUGGUUGUCAGACAUGGCUGUACUCAGUAAAAUACCUUACAACUGCUAUGAGAUCGGUCACACCUGGAGCCCGUCGUGUGUGCAGUCGGCUGUGGAUGUAACCUCGGGUGCUCUGGAGGUUUCCUUUAAAAUAUACGCCCCUCUUUACCUGAUAGCAGCAAUUUUGCGGAGAAAGAAGAGGGACUACUAUUUAAAAAGGCUUCUCCCGGAGAUCCUAUGGUCUACCUCCUUCCUUACUGCCAAUGGAAGUCUCUACAUUGUUUUCUUCUGUAUUCUCAGGAAACUGUUCGGGGGGUUCUACUCCUGGUCUGUUGGGUUUGGCUCGGCACUGCCCGCCUCCUAUAUUGCCAUCCUACUGGAGCGCAAGAGCCGGAGAGGGCUCCUGACAAUAUACAUGACGAAUCUUGCCACUGAGACUUUGUUCCGCAUGGCAGUGACUCGAGGAAUGGUCAAGCCCAUUAAACAUGGCGAGGUGCUCUUGUUCUGCAUAACUGCGUCGCUCUACAUGUUGUUCUUCAGGAGUAAAGAUGGUCUCAAAGGCUUUGCUUUCUCUGCAUUAAAGUUUAUCAUUGGGAAGGAAGAGAUCCCAGCUCACUCUGGCACAGCAGAACAUAUCUGCACAGUGCCUGUUGAGGGGACAGCUGCUAUAGAGACAGAGGAUUCAGAGGUAUCAGCCCAGAGGCCCAGCUCCAUUAGGAAAACUCUGCUAUCUUAUGCCAGGAAACUGCUAGAAUCACUAUGCAAACGGGGUCCAAGACACAGAUGUUGUAAACAUCACCAAGACAACUGUUUUUCCUACUGCAUUAAAGGUUUUGUCAGGAUGUUCAGCGUUGGCUACCUGAUUCAGUGUUGUCUUAAAGUGCCCUCAGCAUUCAGGCACAUGUUCUCCAAACCCUCGCGGCUCCCCUCUCUGUUCUACAACAAAGAGAACUUCCAGCUAGGGGCAUUUCUAGGAUCUUUCGUCAGUAUCUAUAAGGGAACAAGCUGCUUGCUGCGCUGGAUCCGUAACAUUGAUGAUGAACUACAUGCGCUGAUAGCCGGCUUCUUGGCUGGUAUCUCAAUGUUCUUCUACAAGAGCACGACAAUAUCCAUGUAUCUCUUCUCUAAGCUGGUGGAGACCAUGUACUUCAAGGGCAUUGAGGCUGGCCGGGUCCCAUACUUUCCUCAUGCAGACACAGUCCUAUAUUCCAUCUCCUGUGCUAUCUGUUUCCAAGCUGCUGUGAUGGAAGUGCAGAACCUUCGGCCUUCAUACUGGAAGUUUCUCCUGCGUUUAACGAAGGGCAGGUUUGCUCUAAUGAACCGACAGUUGCUCGAUGCGUUUGGGACUCAGGCCUCCAGGGACUUUAAAGGCUUUGUUCCCAAACUGGACCCUCGUUACAUGACAGUGCUUCCACCGGGAGCUGACAUCCAACUCUGAUGACCUGGGACAAGGCUCUGAGAGGGGCUUUAGGGUUACCUGACUCUCAAAUGGACAGUUAGUCUGUUCUUUCUCAGUAAUGUAAGGAUUUUUCAAAGGUGUCAUAACAGCUCAGAAGUGGUGAUAGGAUAUGAUCUGAAGGAUUUGGAUCUGUCCAAAGCAGGCUGGAGCAAGACAAAUCUUUUAAAACAUACUAAUAAGAACGCUACUUGAAUUAUUCCUUCAUAUUUUGUCAGGUUGUCAGUUUACAUGUUGCAGGAUUUUUGUUAUUCAGUCUGUUCCUACAAAGCACUGUAGCAAUGGCACUAUUUAGGUAAGUAAGCUUAUAGUUAAUCCAAAUCACAAAACACCCAAAAAUGUGUUAAUAGGAAGAUGACUUUACUUAGGAUGCCGCAACAUUCCUUACAUUCUUUAAGCAUGUAUUUUCCAUUUAGAAAUGUGUCUAUAGGUUGGUACUAACUGGACUCAGUUGUUUUUUGUAAUGUUGCUUUCACAUCAGAGGAUGCAACUCACUAAUCUGUGUGAAAUAAGCAUCACACAUAACUAUGUUUGACUCUGACUUUAUUUUAAAAUUGCAAAUGUGUCAUUUCUGAAUGUGCACUUUUUAAGACUGAUGAUAUACAGACAUUUUAUUCAGUAGUUGAGAAUGGGGAUGUAGAUAUUUUACAUAAUGAACCAGAAUCUAAAUUCAGCACAAAGGUGGAAAGUCACCGUAUUUAAUCAAUUAAAUUGAUCUUUCUUUAACUUAAUUGAUUUUUUAAUGCAAUUGAUCCCUUCUUUUCAAAUGGACUUGGUUCAUUACACUUGACAGUAAUGAUUAUAAGGAACUGAGUUACCUUAAUAGGCAUUUAACGGGCGAAAAGAAGGCAUCAGGGACCAUGCCAAUGUUUGAAGUUAAUUGUUUUACGUGGAAAAAAUGUAAAUAGUUUCACCUUUUAAAGAGGCAUAAAUCAACAGUAAAUACAGUAAAGGAACCUUGUAAAUCCAUUGUUUAAGACUAAACUGUAUUGAGACUACUAUGUAUAAAAUCAGGUUAUUGGAUGAAAUGUUUAAUCACAGAAUUGGAUCCUAAAUGUAGAUAUAGCCUGUUUAUUUACAUAUUACAUGACAUUGUACAAAACUUAGAGCCAAGACCUCAAAUUAUGAUGCAUAAGAUGAAUUUCUCAAAUGACAAUCUAAGCCACAUGUAAUUUGAAGAUCCAUGUAAUUCAAAGUCUUUAAAAUCAAAUUUCUGACCCACCAAAUGCAUUGUCUAUCUGAUUGAUUCUCUGGGUUUGGAUUAGACAUGACUUAAGGGUUUAACAUUCAAUAGGCCAAACAUAAUUUGAAUUAAACAUGGUUUAUUAACAUGACCUCAUAAUAUAUAAAAAAUGAUAUUUGCUGUUUGUAUUUUAAAUGAUACUUAAUGGCAGUAUAGGGUGAACCCUGUUGCUUAGAAUCCACAUUGAAACAUUGUUUACUGAAGGAUUUGAUGCCAUGUUCAUGUGAAAGUGAGAAGAAAACUUUUCUUUCAAUAUAAAAAAAAAAAAGACAACUGACUCGACUUUGUUUUUGAGUUUUGUAGCUGAGAGAUAACAAUGUUUUCCAAAAGAUGUUUUUCUGUGAAUUAUGGUUUUGGCUAAGCAAUAAAUAG